AAGCUACAAAAAGCCUUUUAAACUUAUUCACAUUAAUAUGUCCCCAUUUCACUCUGUCCCAAACUCUGUUUUCUCUCUUUCCCUUCUGCUCUGUUUCUUAGUAGUAAACACAUCUUCUUUCUUAUCAUAACUAAAAAAACAACAACAUGGAAUUGGAUGAAUUACGUUCAAUCUUGAAGAAUUCAAGUGUGGACUUAUGGAGUUUAAUUGACACAGCCAUUUCUGUAGCCAUUCUUGAUCAUGGAAAUGAGCUUCGCAGUCGAAGAGACGCCAUUGUUGAGAAACUCUACGCUCCUCUGCUUUCUAACAAUUCUAAUUCUGAUAGAAAUUAUGAAAUCCCAAAAAAAAUUGAGAGAAAUAUUGAUGAUGAUCAUAAGUUUAAAAUAGAGGAAAAAAGUAAUGAAGAAGAUGUAGAGAUCAGCAAAAUCCUCAGAAUCAAGAACCAUUUUGAAAUCCCAAAUCAGUCUGAGAAUUGCUUGGUUGAUCAGCUUCGAAGUCUUGCUGAAAUGGACAUUAAUUUCAAGGUUCUUGAGGUAAUUUAA
Solanum tuberosum (potato) is the source of this 542-nucleotide messenger RNA. RefSeq names its product probable mediator of RNA polymerase II transcription subunit 26c. The record is from RefSeq and is a predicted model, not a curated record. The transcript has 2 exons. Lineage: Eukaryota; Viridiplantae; Streptophyta; Magnoliopsida; Solanales; Solanaceae. Bases 147 to 542 code for a protein of 131 amino acids.